This is a messenger RNA of Gekko japonicus, 1024 nucleotides long. Its product is annotated as snake venom serine protease-like. Gene Ontology annotation, biological process: proteolysis. The coding region runs from base 4 to 759 and encodes 251 amino acids. The transcript is spliced from 5 exons. Gene Ontology annotation, molecular function: serine-type endopeptidase activity. The record is from RefSeq and is a predicted model, not a curated record. NCBI's taxonomy places the organism in Eukaryota, Metazoa, Chordata, Lepidosauria, Squamata, Gekkonidae.
GUUAUGGAUCUAAGCCGAUUGCUGGGCAUUUUCCUGGGGCUGCUGCUACCUUAUGUAUCUCCGUAUCGCAAUCGGAUAAUCGGAGGCAGGGAAUGCCCCGAGGAUGCACAUCCCUGGCUCGUGCAGCUGUACGAUUUAACAUUGCCUUACUGUGCUGGAAUACUGAUCGACUUAAACUGGGUGGUCACUGCGGCUCACUGCUGUCUAAACAGGAGAUCGAUCGUGAUCCGUCUCGGAGAGCACAGCUUGUCAGAGUCAUCUGGGCAUGAGCAAAUGAGGACCAGCACAGAAACUGUUUUAUUCAACCCCAGCGCCGUCUGUGAAUUUGAAUGCGAAAAUGACAUCAUGCUGAUAAAACUGAACACACCUGCUGUCCCUACGGCUUACGUAGCCCCUCUCAGCUUGGCCACGAGCCCUCCCUCGUUGGGAACAAGCUGCACUGUGGAACUCCAAACAUUUCCCGACGUGCCUCAGUGCGUUAACAUUACGAUCCUCGAAAGCCAGUUAUGUGAGGAUCCAUUUCCAUGCGUUGUGCCUGAGAAUAUUCUUUGUGCCGGGGUUCUUGAAGGAGGCAAAGACUCAUGCCGGGGAGACUCUGGCGGGCCACUUAUCUGUGACGAUAUGCUUCAGGGCAUCGUGUCUUUGGGUGGGACCCCUUGCGGCCAGCCAUACCUGCCAGGUGCCUACACCAAAAUCAGCCAAUAUGCCAGCUGGAUCCAGGAAAUCAUUGGUGGAAGUGACAACGGAGCCAAGUCCUAAGCGUGUAACUCUGGCAGAGGCCUCUCGGAGUGGGGAAGGGCUUCCCAGAAACGGUUUCCUUUUUCCCCAGUGACCUAUUCUUGCAAACACAUUCUCUGCUCCUUUACUCAGAAGGAGGUCUCAGUAAAUUGAAUGGGACUGAUUCCCAGAUACAUGUGCGUUCCAUUGUCCUGUCCUACCCCAACCAUCCUUGGAUUGAUCCCCCCCCCCCACGAGUGUUAUCAUUAUGAAUCAUUAUGCUAAAAUCGCAAAUUUGAUAUGAAUG